Molecule: messenger RNA, 448 nt
Organism: Cuscuta epithymum
Lineage: Eukaryota; Viridiplantae; Streptophyta; Magnoliopsida; Solanales; Convolvulaceae
Source: the annotation of a GenBank genome assembly
CUCGAUCUCAGUCUAGGACUCGGGUUAGGUCAUUUCAAUCUCAAGGAGGAAAAAUUACCCACUCAAACAAGUAUUGGCAUUUCUUUGGAUCUUUCCCUUCCCAUUCAGCCCAAUGACCAAACUGGUGAGAUUAUUGAGACUUCUAAACCCUGUGAGGUGGAUGAGGAAGAAUGUGAGAAUUCCUGUGGGAGGAAGAAGUUGAGGUUAAAUAAGGAACAAUCUGCAAUACUUGAAGAAUGUUUCAAGCAUCAUACCACCCUUACUAUGGAUCGGAAACAUGAACUUGCAGCGAAGUUGAAUCUUAGGCCCAGACAAGUAGAAGUUUGGUUUCAAAAUCGAAGGGCAAGGACUAAACUGAAGCAAACCGAGGUAGAUUGCAAGCUGUUGAAGAAGUAUUGCGAGAAUCUGAAUAAUGAAAAUAUUCGGCUGAGAAGAGAAUUAAAUGAGC